This is a messenger RNA of Sclerotinia sclerotiorum 1980 UF-70, 180 nucleotides long. RefSeq lists its product with no specific name. The transcript has a single exon. NCBI's taxonomy places the organism in Eukaryota, Fungi, Ascomycota, Leotiomycetes, Helotiales, Sclerotiniaceae. The record is from RefSeq and is a predicted model, not a curated record. Bases 1 to 180 code for a protein of 59 amino acids.
AUGGCAAGCACGACAUCCAUCACAUAUCCCGGCUCCAUUAGCAAUCCAACAUACGGUCUUGCUUUCUGCGUCUCAGGAUCAGUAUUGGUUUUCAUACUAGUAUUCGUAUGUUGCGGAUACGGGUGUCUCAAAGAGAAAACUGGAAGCUCAGAUCAGAAGGGAAGCAAAAAAGGAAGCUAG